UCUUUGGCUCCAUGGUAACGGCACGGCGUUCUUCCAUGGCGAUUUCCUGCUGCCGCUUUAGCCCAGAGAAUAGACACAACGCUGUUUUAAGCUUUUUUAAAUAAAGUAACGGCAAUAUCCAUAUAGCUUGAGAUUUUAUUUUUAAAUAAUAAAUAUAUAUUUGUUUUCGAGUUAUCAUGAGCCGCACUCCUGAUGCAAGAGCGAGAGACACCCAGACCAAGCAGAUCCAAGAGAACAUCACCAAUGUAGAAAAGCACUUUGGAGAUCUCUGCCAGCUGUUUGCUGCUUAUGUCCGUAAAACUGCACGACUGCGGGACAAAGCCGAUCUACUGGUUAAAGAAGUCAGCCUUUAUGCUGACACAGAGACUCCGAACCUGAAACUUGGAUUGAAGAAUUUUGCAGAUCAGUUGGCUCAGAUCCAGGACUAUCGACAAGCAGAAGUGGAGAGGCUGGAAGUCAAAGUUAUAGAGCCUUUGAAAGCAUAUGGGAAUAUUGUCAAAACAAAAAGGGAGGACAUGAAGCAGACGCAGACUGCACGGAACAGAGAAGCCAAGCAGAUGCAGCAGCUGGAAAGGAUGAGGCAGAGAAACCCCUCAGACAGACAGAUUAUUUCACAGGCAGAGAGUGAACUCCAAAGAGCCACGAUGGAAGCCACACGCACAACUCGGCAACUGGAGGAGACAAUAGAUGACUUUGAAAAGCAGAAGAUUCGUGAUAUCAAGAAAAUUUUCGGUGAAUUUGUAACAGUGGAGAUGGCAUUCCAUGCCAAGGCUUUGGAAAUUUACACAACCGCAUACCAGCACAUUCAGAAUGUGGAUGAGGAAGGAGACCUUGAGGUUUUCAGGAACUCACUGCACCCCCCUGAUUACCAGUCACGGUUAGAAAUAGUUCGCGCCAAUUCUAAACUGUCCUUAAAUCGAACUGGUACAUCAAUGAGUAAAUCAGGAACAAUGCAGUCAAGAACGUCUAGCAGACAGAGGAAAAGGGAUGACGAAGAAGAUGAAGAAGAGGAGGAAGAUGACGAGGAUGAUUUGGAGGAAGUGACUGAUGAUGAGCAUUAAAAUAUUUUCAGACAGUGGCAUUCCUAAACUGUAGUUAAGAGUUUUUGAAUUGAGAUGAAUGACGUUAUAAAACUAGUUUGCAUCGCCAGCAAUAAAUGUGAUGUAAUGAUAAUUAUGUUAGAUAAAGGUGAGUGCAUGGUUAGAUGUUUGCUCUCUUGUAAAUCAUAUACUAUAAAAUUAUAUAUAUCAUAAAAAAUCACCUUCAAAGAGAGUGUUCAU
Molecule: messenger RNA, 1280 nt
Organism: Carassius gibelio (silver crucian carp)
Lineage: Eukaryota; Metazoa; Chordata; Actinopteri; Cypriniformes; Cyprinidae
Product: CBY1-interacting BAR domain-containing protein 1
Exons: 9
Coding region: 177-1061 (294 amino acids)
Biological process (GO): cilium assembly
Cellular component (GO): ciliary basal body; ciliary transition zone
Source: RefSeq, a predicted model, not a curated record